Molecule: messenger RNA, 1548 nt
Organism: Rhincodon typus (whale shark)
Lineage: Eukaryota; Metazoa; Chordata; Chondrichthyes; Orectolobiformes; Rhincodontidae
Product: nucleotidyltransferase MB21D2
Source: RefSeq, a predicted model, not a curated record
AUGUGUCUUUUUUUCAGCAAUACUCAAGUGCUAUGCCAUCAAAUAACUAAUAAAAACAGAAAGUGCUGGAGCAACUCAAUGGCGGCGAACGGAACAGGCACCAAGCCUUGCUCUGGUGUGGCCAAAACAUCGGUGGAACUGGACUUCAGGUCUGGAGCUAGAAUCGAGGACUUGAACAGGCUGAUCCGGGAGUUCAGUAAGCAGGAUCAGCGGGAGUAUGACGACCACCGAGCCCUCGAAAUCCACACCGCCAAGGAUUUUAUCUUCUCCAUGCUGGGCAUGGUGCAGAAGUUGGACCAGAAGCUUCCAGUUGCCAAUGAGUACCUACUGCUCUCUGGUGGAGUCCGUGAGGGUGUGGUGGACAUGGACCUUGAGGAGCUCAGCGUCUACAUCCGGGGGACAGAUUACGACAUGGACUUCACCCUUCUGGUCCCUGCCCUCAAACUGCAUGACCGUAACCAGCCGGUCACUCUGGACAUGCGCCACUCUGCACUCUGCCACUCUUGGCUGAGCCUCAGGCUCUUCGACGAAGGGACCAUCAACAAGUGGAAAGACUGCUGCACCAUUGUGGACCACAUCAAUGGGGGCGCCAACUACUUCUUCUCCCCCACCCGCGUGGCCGACUGGUUUCAUGAUGCCAUCGCCGUGGUGCUCGCCGAGAUUCAGAAGAAGCCUCAACGCGGGAUGCCAAAGGUCGAGAAAGUGGAGAGGAAUGGCACAGUGAUCUCCAUUGUCCUGGCCGUGGGCUCGAGCCGCAUGCUGUACGACAUUAUCCCCGUGGUCUCGUUCAAGGGCUGGCCCGCUGUGGCACAGAGCUGGCUGAUGGAGAACCACUUCUGGGAUGGCAAGAUCACCGAGGAGGAGGUGAUCAGCGGUUUCUACCUGGUGCCAGCCUCCUCUCUCAACGGGAAAAGGGAAAAUGAGUGGCGCUUGUCCUUUGCAAGAAGUGAGGUGCAACUGAAGAAGUGCAUCUCCAGCAGCCUCAUGCAGGCCUACCAAGCGUGCAAGGCCAUCAUCAUGAAGCUCUUGUCCAGGCCCAAAGCCAUCAGCCCAUACCACUUGCGGAGUAUGAUGCUCUGGGCUUGCGAUCGAUUGCCCGCCACCUUUUUGGCCCAGGAGGAGUACGCGGCGGACUUUCUUCUCGGUCUGAUUGAUGACCUCCAACACUGCCUGGUCAACAGGUCGUGCCCCAACUACUUCAUCCCGCAGUGUAACAUGUUUGAGCACCUCUCGGACGAGGCUGCUGUGCUGCAUGCCCGCAAGCUGUCCUCGGUGCGCUCCGAUCCCGCCGAGCACCUGCGCACCGCCAUUGAGCACGCCAAGGCCGCCAACCGGCUGACCCAGGACGUCCACCGGAGGGGAAGCAGCUCCGGCACGCCGUCACCAUCCUCGGACGCCGGGUCCGGGGACAACCGGCAGCCAGACGACCGAUUGGCCAAGAAGCUGCAGCAGCUGGUGACGGAGAAUCCAGGCAAGUCCAUUUCGGUCUUCAUCAACCCAGACGAUGUCACCAGGCCCCACUUCAGAAUAGAUGACAAGUUCUUCUGA